This is a messenger RNA of Varroa destructor (honeybee mite), 2378 nucleotides long. RefSeq lists its product as uncharacterized. Lineage: Eukaryota; Metazoa; Arthropoda; Arachnida; Mesostigmata; Varroidae. Gene Ontology annotation, biological process: regulation of transcription by RNA polymerase II; embryonic morphogenesis. The record is from RefSeq and is a predicted model, not a curated record. Gene Ontology annotation, cellular component: nucleus. Gene Ontology annotation, molecular function: RNA polymerase II transcription regulatory region sequence-specific DNA binding; DNA-binding transcription factor activity, RNA polymerase II-specific.
GUAGACGUAGUACUAUUGGUAGUAACAAAUGAACGCGUGUACUUGAGCAAUCAUUAGCGAAGCCAGACAAAGUGCUACAAGUUACUCUAGAAGUAGAAGAAAGGUUGGAAAGUUAAACGAAGGUUUUGUGAAUCAACGUCAUCAUCAGCAGUCGUCACAACUUGUGUAACAGCUUCGUUUAUCUCAUUGUAGUUGGCAACAGCACAGCUAUAACACGACAAAUAAUAACAAGCUAUUGUUUGUUAGUGUUCGAUCGACAAAUCCGGAGCCGGUGCUACUUUGACUUUGUAGUGACACCCACGCACCCGCUAUCACGAUGACUGGAUUAUUAAAUGAUAGUGGUGCCGUAGCAGUGGACCAGGCAGCUGCGCCUGAGCAGGCCGUAGCGAAAAAAUUCACCCCGUUUUCCGUUGAUUAUCUCCUUUCGGACGUGCUGCCGUCAAACAAACAAAGUACGGUUGAAGAGGACUCGACAAGAAGUCCCUCGCCCCGAUCCGGGGCAACGGAUCCCGAUCCGUCAGAUUCCGAGUCCGAACAGGAAGAGGCCGACGUCGAGGCUUCGUACCCACCCUUGACAUCAUCCGUAUCACCGGCGCCGUCUCCAUGCUCCUCAACAUCGCCAUCGCCUCUUGCUCUGUACCCCAAUAUGAGUGCAUUCAACCCGGCUGAGCAUGCGAUGAUGUCCACCAUGGGGGUCGGUUGGGACGCUCUAUAUAACUAUCCCAACAUACCAAUUGACGGUGGCCUAACAGAGCUACCAAAGCUGCCUCCUGGUCCAGUGAAGUGUCAUCUGCGGAAGCAUAAAACUAACCGCAAACCUAGGACACCCUUCACGACGCAGCAGUUGAUGUCCCUAGAACGAAAGUUCCAUGCAAAGCAGUACCUGUCAAUAGCAGAACGGGCUGAGUUUUCGUCAUCUUUAAAACUGACUGAAACCCAAGUGAAAAUCUGGUUCCAGAACCGCCGCGCAAAGGAAAAGCGUCUAAAGGAGGCUGAAGAUGAGCGUAUUCGUAUGGCUCAACGGCCACUACAUCUAAUGCAUCCCCUGGCCGCCUUCGGAUUGCCACUUAUGCCGAUGCACCACCCUCAAAUGAUGCCAAUGCCUCUACCGAAACUGGAGAAAUAGGCAGCCUCCAACAAAGUGUUUGUUGUCAACUGCUGUGUGCAGGGAAGUUAGCGGCAUGCACUUCGAGCAAUACAUUUAUAGAAGUAAAUGACCUAUUAGUCGUUGGCAAAGAAAAUCCUCAAUGAAGGGUAAUUACCAUCGGUUUCAAGCAGGAAGAGAAAACAAUAUUAAAAAAUGAACCUCACAACUAAAACAGGCAAAUGUAUUUCGAUCAUUAUCUUGCUUGGAGGGUCAUUUCAUAGCUCUCGACAACUCGGCAAAUACUGCGUAUUCGAAGAACCGCCAUCGACCGCGAGUCCGCAGUAUUAGCAGGUACACGAUUUUCAAAUAUACGAAAGCAUUCACUAACACAGAAAGUUGCUGCAUAGGGUCGUCUGGAGCGAGGGUCACCCCCCGGAGCGAUUUCGUUGGUUACCCCCACUCCGGAACAAGCAACCCCCGCCCAAUUCGUGGAACAUGGGCAUGAAAGAGAUGCAGAAAAGCUGCAGUAAUAACAACGACAGCAACAACAGUUUCGAUCACCGCCAAUGGACGAAGGAAAGCGACACGAAUCAACCCGCGCGCUCGCCGUCGUGUGCUUUUUAAUUAACCACAGGUGGCUCAAGAAUAUAGUGCCCUGUUGUAUCUCAAAGUCAGGCUGGCCCGAUCUUGAGUACCGCCCGCUUAUUUUAGAAUAGGCGACGGCCGCAGCCAUUUCGCGGGGCAACACCAACAGCUAUGAAUUGUACAGCCUAAAGAAAAUCGAGUGCAGACCUUUUAAGGCUCUCGGCGAGACAACAGCAUCCGAAGGGGUGUGGUAGACACCAGCUUUAAUAACAGCCGGAGUUCAUAUAUUGGCAUGGUCGUGGACACAUUAGAAUUAACACAUUCAUUUGUGGAAAAACAAAAUACACUCUAAAGUACAUUAUGUGUAUAUAGAUAUGUAUGUAUACGCUGAAUGACUGUAUAUAAAACACUUGUAAGUAGCAACUACAUAGAAGUAGUUACUAAUGUAAAUGUUUUUAAACGUGGUGGUACUAUUUAUACUAUUUUCAUGCACAGAUUACAGAGAAACCUUAUGCCGCAUGUGAAAGUGAAUAGGCAUCUACGUACACAUGGGCAAAAUUAUGGUUGUUAUUAUAUCUCGUUAGAUUUAUUAACGGGAUGUUUAUAUCUACCUUCCAUCGGCGAUCGGUAAAAGAUGCGUCUUUCAUUACAUGUGUCCCAAUCCGUAUAGAUGGAGUCGAUGACGAUAAAAACGCGAAACACAAUA